This is a messenger RNA of Pezoporus occidentalis (night parrot), 374 nucleotides long. RefSeq names its product glycoprotein hormone subunit alpha 2 (gene GPHA2). The record is from RefSeq and is a predicted model, not a curated record. NCBI's taxonomy places the organism in Eukaryota, Metazoa, Chordata, Aves, Psittaciformes, Psittacidae. The coding region runs from base 9 to 362 and encodes 117 amino acids. Gene Ontology annotation, molecular function: hormone receptor binding. Gene Ontology annotation, biological process: cell surface receptor signaling pathway. The transcript is spliced from 3 exons.
UCCCCACCAUGGCCGCCUUCCUCCUCCUCCUCCUCCUCCUCCUCCCUCCCCCGGCCCCGGCUCUGUCCGAAGGCCCCGGAUGCCGCCUGCGCUGGGUGCCGCUGGUGCCGGGGGUCCCGGGGUGCCGGGGGGGGGCCGCCGGUGCCUGCGUGGGGCACUGCGAGUCCAGCGCCGUCCCCUCCCCCGGCGCCGUGCUGGCCGCCAGCCGACACCUCCAGACCUCCAGGGGGCGCUGCUGCACCAUGGCCCGCGCGCACAAGGUCCUGGUGACCCUGCGCUGUCCCGGCCGCUCCCGCCGCCGCCUGCAGACGGUGUCGGCCCGCUCCUGCCGCUGCGACAUGUGCCGCCAGGCCCGGUACUGACCCCGGGGCACC